AUGACGACCACAACCUUUGCUCCUCGAAGGGCGACCUCUCUGUUCCUCUCAGUGCAACCACAAUCCUUCCGCCCACUUUCCCAGCGCAGCCACAUCCUCAGCGCCACCAACUUCAAGUCAUACUCGACCCAACCGCCCUCCUCAAACGUAGACGAAAAGACCAAAGACUUGCCUCCCAAGGAACCCUCCCAACCAGACGAAGAUGGUAUCAACGGCCCCCUCUCCACCCUACCUCCUCCCCUCAACCUCCCCGAAAAAGGCAACCGCUCAACACCCGCCCACCUCUUCCAAAUCGGCCGCACCUACGGAAAGUUCUACUGGAACGGCGUGAAAGCAACAUGGGCAAACCGCAAGCGUGCAAAAGCCCUCAAGACACAAAUCAUUGCCGCAAACCGCGCUUCUGGCCUUCCAAACAUGCCUAGGCCUCUACUCGCACACUUGGAGUUUUACUACGAGAAUGCCGGAAAGCAAAAGAUGACGAGGACAGACUUUCAACUGUUGAUGAGAGAGCAAUACGACAGCAGAAAACUUCCUCCGUUUGCAUUGAUGGUGGCACUGUUUGGAGAGUGGUUACCGUUGAUUGUGCCAUUUGUGCCUUCCGCCGUGCCUCGCACCUGCAGGAUUCCAAAGCAAAUCGAAGACAUGCGCAAAGGCGUCGAAGAGCGACGGAAAAAGUCCUUCCGCGAGGGUCUAGCCACACCGAAACCUGCAGAAGACGACGAGACCGCCAUGCCUACAUCUCUGGCUGGGGGCAANAAGGCUCUACCCAGGUUAUACACCUCCAUGCGAACAGCCCAACACAUUGUCAAACUAGGAAAGCCGCAGUCUCUACACAUCUCCCGUGCUCUAGGCAUUGGCGGCAGACUUUUCGACUCUAUGGGUGUUCAGCACCCUCUAUUCCCUGUCAAGUUGAUGAGGCAUCUUGGCUAUCUGCAUAUUGACGACGAGCUGUUACUCCAGGACUGGGUGCUUAGUCACUUGACACUCAGCACAGAGGAAACUCGCAUAGCAUGCGAGGAACGCGGUAUCGAUGUCGUGGGCAGGGAAGAAAGCGACCUAAAAGAAGAUUUGGGCAAGUGGCUAGAAGGCAGGAAGAGAGAUGACGGUAGCUAUGCCGAAAUCUUGAAGAUGCUGUUUACAAGGUAUGUUCACCCCUUUCCUUCAGGAUAUGUCCGCCACGCGCUAAUUUUUGCCAUCACNAGACCCAAUGUCUGGGGCCAAUCCCGAAUCGAGGCUCCUGAAUCGACUGAUAAUUGA
Aureobasidium uvarum is the source of this 1257-nucleotide messenger RNA. NCBI's taxonomy places the organism in Eukaryota, Fungi, Ascomycota, Dothideomycetes, Dothideales, Saccotheciaceae. The record is from the annotation of a GenBank genome assembly.